Molecule: messenger RNA, 2172 nt
Organism: Aedes aegypti (yellow fever mosquito)
Lineage: Eukaryota; Metazoa; Arthropoda; Insecta; Diptera; Culicidae
Product: heat shock 70 kDa protein cognate 4-like
Exons: 3
Coding region: 172-2109 (645 amino acids)
Biological process (GO): protein refolding; vesicle-mediated transport; cellular response to unfolded protein
Cellular component (GO): plasma membrane; cytosol; nucleus
Molecular function (GO): misfolded protein binding; ATP binding; heat shock protein binding
Source: RefSeq, a predicted model, not a curated record
CCGAAAUCGUCGAUUAGUUCGUUGGGAAACGUUGAACAGAUCAGAUCGCUUUGUUGAAAAAGACACAAUCUUCAAAAGGCGAAGUUCAUUCCCAUUUAUUACUUUUUUAUUCGAAUCGUGGAUUAUCAGUGGAAAGUUUAUCGAACGGACAGCUGAUUAGAAUAUUGUACCAUGUCCAAGACUCCAGCCGUUGGUAUCGAUUUGGGAACGACGUACUCCUGCGUCGGAGUGUUCCAGCAUGGCAAGGUGGACAUCAUUGCCAACGACCAGGGCAACCGCACCACGCCGUCCUACGUGGCCUUCACCGAUUCUGAACGUUUGAUCGGCGAUGCAGCGAAGAAUCAGGUGGCCAUGAAUCCAAAUAAUACCAUUUUCGAUGCCAAACGCUUGAUUGGUCGCAAGUUUGACGACCCAACUGUACAGGCUGACAUGAAGCACUGGCCAUUUGAAGUGAUCAGCGAUGGCGGCAAACCCAAGCUACAGGUUGAGUACAAGGGUGAGAAGAAAAGCUUCUUCCCGGAGGAAGUUUCUUCCAUGGUUCUGGUCAAGAUGAAGGAAACCGCUGAAGCCUACUUGGGAACUAAGAUCGCCAACGCCGUUAUCACUGUACCGGCUUACUUCAACGAUUCGCAGCGUCAAGCUACGAAGGAUGCCGGAGCUAUAUCCGGAUUGAACGUUCUGCGUAUCAUCAACGAACCGACGGCUGCUGCCAUUGCUUACGGUUUGGACAAGAAAGGUGCCGGCGAAAGGAAUGUUCUGAUCUUCGAUUUGGGUGGUGGUACUUUCGAUGUGUCCGUUUUGACCAUCGAGGAAGGCAUUUUCGAGGUGAAAUCCACUGCUGGUGACACCCAUUUGGGUGGUGAGGACUUCGACAACCGAAUGGUCAGCCAUUUCGUGGAAGAAUUCAAGAGGAAGCACAAGAAGGAUCUCUCGAGCAACAAGCGUGCUCUGAGACGUCUGCGUACAGCUUGCGAGCGAGCCAAGCGUACUUUGUCGGCUUCGACUCAGGCCAGCAUUGAAAUCGAUUCUCUAUUUGAGGGUAUCGAUUUCUACACUUCAAUCACCCGAGCCCGAUUCGAAGAACUGAACUCUGAUCUGUUCCGUGACACAAUGGAACCGGUUGCGAAGGCUCUUCGUGAUGCCAAGAUGGAUAAGGGCAGCAUUCAUGACAUUGUUCUGGUUGGUGGCUCGACUCGUAUCCCGAAGGUUCAGAAGCUGUUGCAAGAUUUCUUCAACGGAAAGGAGUUGAACAAGUCGAUCAACCCCGAUGAGGCUGUUGCUUAUGGCGCGGCUGUUCAAGCUGCUAUUCUGCAGGGUGAUACGUCGGAAGCGGUUCAGGACCUGCUGCUCUUGGAUGUCACUCCGUUAUCUCUUGGUAUUGAAACUGCUGGAGGGGUUAUGACUGUCCUGAUCAAGCGCAACACCACUAUACCUACUAAGCAAACUCAGACUUUCACUACUUACUCGGAUAACCAGCCGGGUGUGCUGAUUCAGGUCUUUGAAGGUGAACGUGCAAUGACCAAGGAUAAUAAUUUGCUGGGCAAGUUUGAGCUGAGUGGAAUUCCUCCAGCACCAAGGGGAGUUCCGCAGAUUGAAGUUACGUUCGAUAUCGAUGCCAACGGUAUCAUGAACGUGUCUGCUAUUGAGAAAUCGACUAACAAGGAAAACCGUAUUACCAUCACCAACGAUAAGGGACGUCUGAGCAAGGAAGACAUCGAUCGUAUGGUCAAUGAAGCGGAGAAGUUCCGCAACGAAGAUGAGAAGCAACGGGAGAAGAUUUCUGCCAAGAAUUCUCUGGAAUCUUAUUGUUUCAACAUGAAAUCAACGAUGGAGGAUGCCAACAUCAAGGACAAAAUCGCUGAAUCGGAUAAGACACUUAUUAUGGACAAGUGUAAUGAUACCAUUUCAUGGCUAGAUGGUAACCAAACCGCUGAAAAGGAAGAGUUUGAGCAUAAGCAAAAAGAACUGGAAGCUGUGUGCAACCCGAUCAUUCAGAAGCUGUACCAGGGAGCUGGAGGUAUGCCAGGUGGAAUGCCCGGUGGCAUGCCUGGAGCUGGAGCUCCUCCACCAACCGGAGGUGCCGGACCCACCAUUGAGGAAGUUGAUUAAAGUAUUCAUCUAGAAGGGAUAAUUCUUCAAGAUAAUUUAAAUAAAUUACCAGAAAAAAACCUC